Molecule: messenger RNA, 1748 nt
Organism: Jaculus jaculus (lesser Egyptian jerboa)
Lineage: Eukaryota; Metazoa; Chordata; Mammalia; Rodentia; Dipodidae
Gene: Tnfrsf1a
Product: TNF receptor superfamily member 1A
Exons: 9
Coding region: 306-1748 (480 amino acids)
Biological process (GO): tumor necrosis factor-mediated signaling pathway; inflammatory response; prostaglandin metabolic process
Cellular component (GO): mitochondrion; signaling receptor complex; membrane raft
Molecular function (GO): tumor necrosis factor receptor activity; tumor necrosis factor binding
Source: RefSeq, a predicted model, not a curated record
GCCUGUUCUUGCAACACCAGCCAGCCCCGCCGCGCCGCCUCCCCGGCCGCCACCUCCUCCGCGCCGCUCCGGUGCGCGCUCGGGGACUCCCGGUUGGGACGAGCGAACGCCCCGCCAACCUCCGAGUUCGAACCCCUGCACCACCACCCCUUCCGAGGCCAGGGCAGCUCACGACCACCCCCCCCCCACUGGGCACGACCCUGCCCGCCUCUCCCCCCCCCCCCCCCAGCCCAGAUUUCCCCUGCGCUGCCAGCCGCCCGCUCCGCAGCCCCGAUGGGGGAGUGAGAAGCCACCGCCGGCGGGACAUGGGCCUCCGCACCGUGCCCGUGCCAGGCCUGCUGCUGCCGCUGGUGCUCCUGGCUCUAUUGGUGGGGAUACACCCCUUAGGGGUCAUUGGACUGGUCCCUCCCCUUGGGGACCAGGAGGAGAGGGAUAAUCUGUGUCCCCAGGGAAAAUACAGACCCCCUCAGAACUCUUCUUUCUGCUGUACGAAGUGCCACAAAGGAACCUACCUGUACAAUGACUGUAAAGGCCCAGGGCUGGCCACGGACUGCAAGGUGUGUGAAAGAGGCACCUUCACUGCUUACGAGAACCACCUCAAGCAGUGUUUCAGCUGCACCACGUGUCGGAAAGAAAUGUCCCAGGUGGAGAUCUCUCCGUGCGCCGUGGACCGGGACACCGAGUGUGGCUGCAAGAAGAACCAGUUCCGGAAGUACAUGGGUGAAAAGCUGUUCUGGUGCAUCGACUGCAGCCUCUGCCUCAAUGGCACCGUGACGCUUCCCUGUCAGGAGAGACAGAACACCGUGUGCGCGUGCCACGCAGGGUUCUUUCCAAGAGAGGACAAGUGUGUCCCCUGCAGCGACUGUAAUAAAAACGACGAGUGUACAAAAUUGUGCCUGCCUUCAACUGAAAACUUUGUAAGCCCUCCGGACUCAGGCACCUCAGUUCUGUUGCCCUUGGUGAUCUUCCUGGGUCUCUGCCUUGCGUCUUUCCUGUUCGCGGGUCUCAUGUGCUAUUACCCACGGUGGAAGCCCGGGCUGUACUCCAGCAUUUGUGGGACUUCAGUACCUGGAAAAGAGGGGCCCACCGAAGCCAUUGUUACCAAGUCCCUAGCCCCAAACGCAGCCCCGACCCCGAGCUGCACGCCCGGCUUCGAUGCCACCUUCAGUGCCCAGGUCCCCUGCGGCCCCACGUCCCCGCCCAGUCACUGGCCGAGCUUCCCGCGGGCGGGGUCCCCUCCCGGGGCAGCGGUCACGGCGCACGCGGCGGACCCCAGCGUCUACACGCCGCUGACCCCCGCGCCGCUGCACCAGCAGCAGCCGCAGCCGCAGCCGCCGCCGCCGCAGCGGGAGCCGGGGCCGUGGUCAGCGGGCGGCCCGUGGGGGGAGCGGGUGCCGGCGCUCGGGCAGGGCGGGGCGGACGCCGACGUGGCCGACGCGGGCGACGUGGCCACGCUCUACGCCGUGGUGGACUGCGUGCCGCCGCUGCGCUGCAAGGAGCUGGUGCGGCGCCUGGGGCUGAGCGAGCACGAGAUCGAGCGCCUGGAGCUGCAGCACGGGCGCUGCGUGCGCGAGACGCACUACUGCAUGCUGCAGGCCUGGCGCCGCCGCACCCCGCGCCGCGCCGCCACGCUGGAGCUGCUGGGCCGCGCGCUGCGGGACAUGGAGCUGCUCGGCUGCCUGGACGACAUCCGCGCCGCGCUGCGCCCGCCGGCGCCGGGCUCGAACCCGCGGCCGCCCUGGAGCUAG